UCAACAAACGAAAAUAAAGCCCAUCGCCUUAGUUGUAUAGCGAAUGUCAAUUUUAAAGUAAUAGUCAGUUGUUUGAAGACUGCCUCCGGGAAAAGUUGAAUUUUAUUUUUCCUUCUUCUUUUUUUCACCUGAAGAAAAUUCCAAAGGGAAUAGUAAACGUCCCUUUUUCAUAGUAUCUUGCCAAUUCCACCAACAAAUACUCAGUCAUAGUCAAUUUAAAUAUUCAUUAUUGGGUCAUACCAAGUGCAAAAAAACGUAGAGGUGACUGAUUAAGUAAUAGUGUUUAUAUUUUCUAAUAUUAUUAAAUCACAAUUGUGCGAAGUUUCGUUCCAAUAAAACUAUCGAAAAAUGGCUGUGCCACCAUUUACUCUCAAUUUUGCACCUCUAUCGGACUCCCUCCUGGAAUUAUCUCGAGUGGAAUUGAGGGAGACUCCGGAGAUUCGUGAGAAGGCCAUCAAAGACUUACGACAGCUACUGCAUGCAGCUACAGAUCUCCACUACAGAGAUGACGAUGGUUUCCUCCUAAUCUUCCUCAGACCAUGCCACUUCUAUCCCGAAAGUGCGCUAAAAAUGAUGCGUCGAGUUGCUGAAUUCAAGAAGAAUCACAACGCUCUACUGAAAAAUGUCAUGCCCGAAGAUGAAAGGUCAGCUUUUGAGGAUCACAACAUUGUCAAUGUGCUCACGAAUUUGGAUCAAAAAGGACGCAGAGUCCUAAUAGUCAAUUGCGGAGGUCCUUGGGAUCCGAAGAUAGUGAAUUCUGACAAACUCUUCAGAAUAUUCUAUCUAGUGCACUUGGCAGCUCAAUUGGAAGUGGCCACUCAAAUUCGCGGAGUUGUGGUGAUUAUGGACUUUGAUGGGCUUUCGAUGAAACAGAUUAGGGCCCUAUCACCAGCUUUCUCCAAGAGGCUUCUCACCUUCAUUCAGGAAGCCAUGCCACUUCGUCUCAAGGAAGUGCACAUCAUCAAGCAGCCGUAUCUCUUUAAGAUGGUUUGGGCAUUCUUCAAGCCAUUCAUCCAGGAAAAACUCGGAAAGCGCAUGCACUUCCACGGGGGUGAUAUGAAAUCCCUUCACAAAUUCAUGGAUCCUGAUUAUUUACCCGCCAAUUAUGGAGGAAAUUUGCCAGCAAUCAAUUAUGGUGGAAAGGACUGGUUCCCAUGCAUUCUGGAUCACGUUAAUCACAUUGAGAAGUGGAAUUCGUACGGAUACGCUAACGCCAUUCCAUAAACCAGGGAAAAAAAACUCAUGUAACAUUCCAAACACUGAUAAGAAAUUAUAGAAUUGUUGCAGGGCUUUAUAUUUAUUUAUUCUAAAUUUCCGGUUAUGUAUACUCUUUGCCCAAACAAAAAAAAAAGAAACAAAUCUAGUAAAAAUCACAAAAAUAUUAUUAAGCAAUUUUAAAAUCUUAUUUGUAAGCCAUAAGGGGUCCAACAACCAACUUUAAAUUUGUCACUUUUUGUCAAUAUUUUUGGGAUUUACAAAAUAUUUUGUAUAUUAAUACCUAAGUGAAAUAAAACAAAGAACAUUAACACAUUUUUUGCAAAUUAACAAAAUAAUGGAAAAUUUUAUUUAAAUCAAUAUUGUUGCUUUCAAAUUUUAGUUAUCAAAAUAUUUUAAUAUUUCAAAAAUGUCCAGUCUAACUGUGAAUGCAAUGUUAAUGAAACAGAAUAUAAAAGUAUCAAAAGUAAUUAAAGAAAAAUACGCAACUCAAUAUUCAAAUUGAACUUGAAAAAUUUAUAAAUUUUCCACAAAAAUACUUUUUGAAACAACGCUUUACAAGUGUAUUUUUCAAUUUUUUUUUUAUCUAAGAAUUAAAAAUAAAAUAAAAUUUUCCUAAUGGUUGAAUAGGCCCCAGAAUGCCAUAAGAGAGCUAUUUAAUAUAGUGUUCAUUUAAAAAAAUGUAAGGAUAGCAAAUUUAUCACGAUUUUAUACUCAAUUGUAAUACAAAAAAUAAAACGAAAUAAAAUAUAGAAGUCAUUUGAAA
This is a messenger RNA of Phlebotomus papatasi, 1981 nucleotides long. RefSeq names its product retinaldehyde-binding protein 1. Gene Ontology annotation, molecular function: phosphatidylinositol bisphosphate binding. The transcript is spliced from 5 exons. Bases 349 to 1224 code for a protein of 291 amino acids. The record is from RefSeq and is a predicted model, not a curated record. Gene Ontology annotation, cellular component: membrane. NCBI's taxonomy places the organism in Eukaryota, Metazoa, Arthropoda, Insecta, Diptera, Psychodidae.